This is a messenger RNA of Ceratotherium simum simum (southern white rhinoceros), 3125 nucleotides long. NCBI's taxonomy places the organism in Eukaryota, Metazoa, Chordata, Mammalia, Perissodactyla, Rhinocerotidae. The record is from RefSeq and is a predicted model, not a curated record.
GGCUCCGGUCGCUCCCGCCUCCCCGGCGCUAGUGGCGGCCGCAGCCGCGCACCCGGGCCGGCCCGGAAGAGCGGAGGUCAUGGCUUCUGGCUUCUUGGACCUGAGGCUCCCAUGGAGGAAAUGACUGUCAGGAAUCUUGCUCCAGAUCUGUUACAGAGACUGAACCUUUGCAGGGCGCGAUCUUGCCCGGGACAGGAAAGUUUUUCUCUUUGAAGGGCUUUACAUUUGUAACAAAGAAAAUAAAGAUGACGACUUCGUCUAUCAGACGGCAGAUGAAAAACAUUGUGAACAAUUACUCAGAAGCCGAAAUAAAAGUCCGGGAAGCCACCUCCAAUGACCCGUGGGGCCCGUCCAGUUCUCUGAUGACUGAGAUCGCGGAUCUGACCUACAACGUGGUGGCCUUCUCAGAGAUCAUGAGCAUGGUGUGGAAGCGGCUCAAUGACCAUGGCAAGAACUGGCGGCACGUGUACAAGGCGCUGACACUGCUGGACUACCUCAUCAAGACGGGCUCCGAGCGCGUGGCCCAGCAGUGCCGUGAGAACAUCUUCGCCAUCCAGACCCUGAAGGACUUCCAGUAUAUCGACCGUGAUGGCAAGGACCAGGGCAUCAAUGUGCGUGAGAAGUCAAAGCAGCUGGUAGCCCUCCUCAAGGAUGAGGAGCGGCUGAAGGCCGAGAGGGCCCAGGCUCUCAAAACCAAAGAGCGCAUGGCCCAGGUCGCCACUGGCAUGGGCAGCAACCAGAUCACCUUUGGCCGCGGCUCCAGCCAGCCCAACCUCUCCACCAGCUACUCAGAGCAGGAGUACGGCAAGGCUGGGGGAUCACCGGCCUCUUACCAUGGCUCGCCCGAGGCCUCGCUGUGCCCCCAGCACCGCACAGCGGCCCCGCUGGGUCAGAGCGAGGAGCUGCAGCCGCUGAGCCAGCGCCACCCUUUCCUGCCGCACCUGGGGCUGGCCUCCCGCCCAAAUGGCGACUGGUCCCAGCCCUGCCUCACUUGUGACCGCGCAGCCCGAGCCACUUCCCCGCGGGUGUCCUCCGAGCUGGAGCAGGCCCGGCCCCAGACCAGCGGAGAAGAGGAGCUGCAGCUGCAGCUGGCACUUGCCAUGAGCAGAGAAGUAGCAGAGCAGGAAGAACGCCUCAGGCGGGGUGAUGACCUCAGAUUACAGAUGGCCCUAGAAGAGAGCCGAAGAGACACAGUUAAAGUUCCAAAAAAGAAAGAGCACGGCUCCCACCCACAGCAGACCACUCUGUUGGAUUUAAUGGAUGCCCUUCCCAGCUCGGGCCCUGCUGCCCAGAAAGCAGAGCCCUGGGGCCCAUCAGCUUCAGCUAACCAGACCAACCCCUGGGGUGGGCCAGUGGCCCCAGCCAGCACAUCGGACCCCUGGCCAUCAUACGGUGCCAAGCCAGCUGCCUCUGUCGACCCAUGGGGAGUGCCCACCGGUGCCAGCACACACUCCAUCUCCAAGAGCUCAGACCCCUGGGCAGCCCCGCAGCAGCCUGCCCCCAGUGCUGGGAAAACAGCUGACGCCUGGGCUGCAGCCUCGACCGCCAAGCCUGUGUCCACCUCUGGGGCCUUUGAUCUCUUCAGUAAUUUGAAUGGUACAAUUAAAGAUGACUUUUCUGAAUUUGACAACCUCCGAACUUCAAAAACAACAGCUGAGGUGGUGACCUCUCCACCAUCGCAAAACAAUGGAACUACAAGCCCUGACCCCUUUGAGUCCCAGCCCCUGACCAUCGCCUCGAGCAAGCCCAGCAGUGCCCGGAAAACACCCGAGUCCUUCCUGGGCCCCAACGCAGCCCUGGUGAACCUGGACUCGCUGGUGACCAGGCCAGCCCCACCAGCCCAGUCCCUCAACCCUUUCCUGGCACCAGGCGCAGCUGCGGCUUCGGCCCCUGUCAACCCCUUCCAAGUGAACCAGCCCCAGCCACUGACGCUGAACCAGCUGCGAGGGAGCCCGGUACUGGGGUCCAGCACGUCCUUCGGGCCUGGCCCGGGUGUAGAGCCCAUGGCUAUGGCCUCCAUGACCUCCACAGCCUCACACCCAGCUCUGGGGGUCAGCAGUUCCUCCCUGACGCCACUGGGCCCCACAACGAUGAACAUGGUGGGCAGCAUGGGCAUCCCCCCAUCGGCUGCUCAGGCCACCGGCACAACCAACCCUUUCCUUCUCUAGUGCCCGGGCUGGGGACCCGCCGCAGAGCGAGUGCCCAGAGCAUCUGCGCCCGAGGACGCCGAGCAGGGACUGUCGUUUGUGGAAUGGUGUCUGAGAGUUGGGGUGGGUGUUAGGGAUUUCCAGUUCCGGCUUCCUGAUCAAGGGUUGUCUUUACAGCCCUGACCCUCGGACUCAGUGGUGGCAGGCUUGCUGAGACAUGAGACAGAGCACGCAGGUCUCCACGCCGUCUGAGGUGCCUGCUCACCUGUCCCCAGUCCGCAGCCUGCGUCACGCGGGCCCGCCCCUGACCCAGCCUGGCCACCCUCCCCGCCGCCUCCCGAGCACAGGGCCCUGGCUCCUGUGGAGAUGGCUGGCUCUCUGGGGCUGUGGACGAGGAGGCGGGAGUCCUCGGUGUUGCCCUUGCCCCCAGCCUCAGCCUGAGGGUCUUUGGGUCACUGCCUCACCCAGGACUUGGGAUGGCCGCCUCGUCUUUGCCCCCCAGCCCCAGCGACACCCCAGGCGUCCCAGUGUGACAGAUGAAGUGCCGCUCCAUCAGACCCUGACCUCCAUCAGACCCUGACCGUUUAGGGAAGUGGUUGUGCAUAUUUUUCUUCGACUCGUGUGUGAGUUCAAAGUAAACAGCACCGCUGUGGAACAACUUGGAUUAAGUCCACUAGAGCAAGCUUUAAACUAACCUGAGCAUAACCCUGCCACACGGCUCUAUGCUUGUACACGUUUGCACAUAUUUUGUUUAGUACAGUUUCAUAUUUGAGUUUGCAGAAUUAUCUAAUAGUCUUUUUUUGGCUAAUAUUUUUAUAACGUGGUUCUUAUUUAACUGUCUAGUUUUGAUAGAAUUUACCAGGUCUGGCUGAAUUAAGAUACGGGCACGUGUCAUGUUAGUGGUUUAAAUCCUCUUAUUUAUGGUUUUAAUUCUGUAAGAAAAUUUAAAGAGGAAGAGUCAGAAAAAAUGCCGUAUGG